UUAUUUUAUUUUUAAUUUUGCCCCAAAACAUUUCUACAUUUUACUAGCUUGAUGCAUACUACGACUAUCUUUCGGAUUUGCAUCCCUCUUCCCCGACUUGCCUCGCGUUUCCUGUACGACUGCAUUUGCCUCUAAAUUGUUAUAUACAUUACCACCUGCCACCACCACCACCACCACCAGAUGUCUUAUAGAAACAUACCCUCUUCUCAGCCACAUCGCCGGCCUCGCUCGUCCCAAGGUCCACCUUCGUAUAUUACUACUACCACACCCGCGGUUGAGUCACCGCUGCACCUCAACCCGAACCCGGGUUUAUCGCAGAACCACCUCUCCAUCCCCGCUCGGGACCCUUCGGGCUUCGCAGAUCCAAAUACUACUACUGGCCCUGUCCCCGGCAUAGCGGGCGAUUUUGGGAAUCUCAAUACAGUUCCGAGGGGUGGUGUUCGUGGCGCGCGCAGCUUCUCGUCUCCGUCGCCGGCAAUUAGUUUGAAUACGAGGCCGACUGGGUCGCCGUUUUUAUCGCCGGAGGUUUAUCCUACUGGGCAACAGUCUUCGCAGAGUCGUGAGCAAUUGGCUGCGUCAUCGGAUUUUAGGUAUACCACGACGAGACCUGUCGCGGUCGGGUCGGAGUACUUGUCGGGGAAUAUGGCGCACGAGGCACAUAACUGGAGUUGGCAAGGACGACCGUCGCAUCCACAUCUUCAGCAGGGACCUAUGGGCUUUGAUCAACCGUAUUCACCGCAGCAAUCGGUGCCGCCGGGGGGGUUUCCUAUUGAUUAUGAUGCGAGGCAAGGUACCCCGCGGAGUUAUUAUCAGUCGUCGCCGUAUCUUUCGGUUCCUAGUCAUGGGCUUCCUCAAGGGGCCCAUCAUCCGAGGAGUGUUUCAAUGUCGUACGCAUAUCCCAGUAGUUCGGUAACUGGGACGCUUCCAUCCAUGUCAGACCAAUCCUUCCUGCCCUCAUCACCCUCAUACUUCGUCCACCAACCUGAAUACUACCUCCCAGAAUCCUCACUUCCAUCCCACACCCCCUCGAUAUCAACCAGCCCACAAUCCCAACACCCACACCCAGGCCCAGGCCCAAGUCCAUACUACACCUCUCCCUCACCCGCCCCAACAGCAUCCGCAUCCGCAUCCGCAUCCUCAUCAACCGACCAAGAUCGCCAGGUGCGAGUUAUAAGUUUCCGCCCCAAGCCCCAAUGCUGGGAACACGGCUGCAACGGUCGCGAAUUCUCAACAUUCAGUAACCUGCUUCGCCACCAGCGGGAGAAGUCGGGGGUCGUGGCCAAGGCUGAAUGCCCAGUAUGUGGCGCAGCGUUUACGCGCACGACGGCAAGGAAUAUUCACCUUGCGCAGGGGAAGUGUAAGGGGAGGGAGUAGCUCUACUUGAUAGAGAGAUGUUUAUGAUUGGGUGAGGGGGACAUAAUGAGGAUUAAGAUAGGGUCUGGGAUCUAUUUGGGCUGACUUCAACCGGUUCAACACGUGCAUCUUGGUGUUUGGCGUUUUACGGCAUGGGGAUAAUUGUUGCAUUGUUUAUAUUGCAUU
Messenger RNA from Aspergillus glaucus CBS 516.65, 1539 nucleotides. RefSeq lists its product as uncharacterized. The coding region runs from base 181 to 1374 and encodes 397 amino acids. The record is from RefSeq and is a predicted model, not a curated record. The transcript has 5 exons. NCBI's taxonomy places the organism in Eukaryota, Fungi, Ascomycota, Eurotiomycetes, Eurotiales, Aspergillaceae.